Molecule: messenger RNA, 6372 nt
Organism: Erinaceus europaeus (western European hedgehog)
Lineage: Eukaryota; Metazoa; Chordata; Mammalia; Eulipotyphla; Erinaceidae
Gene: CFAP74
Product: cilia and flagella associated protein 74
Exons: 39
Coding region: 411-5510 (1699 amino acids)
Source: RefSeq, a predicted model, not a curated record
UGAAUAAAAUAAGAGGAAAAAAGAAAGGAAAGAAAAGGAAGAAAAAGAAAAAAUGGCUGCCAGGAGCAAUCGACUUGUAGUAUGGCCAAAGAGCUCCAUCCAGCUCCACCGACUCCCAGACAGUCAGAUCCCCACGCACGUAUAUAGCCCCACCCACAGGUAGAGCCGCCCACUGUGUACUGCGCUUGCCCACAACGCCCCCUCACUGCGCCUGUGCAGUCGCCGGCGCAAACCAUUAUCCAGACGCCCGCAGUCGCCUCCCCCCCCCCCCCGCAAGAUUGGAGUGGUCGGUUCCCAAGGAGACUCAGCACCUGCCCUGGACGCUCAGAGGGUCAGACCCGGGUCCGAGGUUGCAGUGCGUGCUCACAGGAAGUCUUCCUGAGGGGCUGAGCUGAUUUUGGCCUUCCAAUAUGGAAAAAGAUGCUAACGUAUUCCCUAAAGAGAAGCUUAUGGACAAAGUCCCACUUUUGAAAGAUGGAAGAGAUGAGCUGGGCUGUUCAGAGUUUGAGGUUGACUCUCUCCCUCCAGAAGGGGACUCAGGCUGCCUCUGUCCAGAGAGAGAGCAGAACGCCAGCACUGGUGGGAAGAAAAUGAAAACAGAUGUUCGAGGCAAGAUCCAGGCCUUACAGCUGAGGAAGCACUUGAACUACCUGGAUAAGCUGCAUGAGGAGAAAGAUCUCUUCAUCCAGAAAGUGAGAGGGGAGCUGCGUGCAUGCCGCCAGAGGAUGGAUCUCAUCAUCAAGCAACAGGAGAGUGUGGCAGCCAAGGUGGAGCUGGAGAGAGAGUCCAACAACACUGCAGCUGUGGGCCGCCUCCAGGCAGUAUCCCGUCGCCUGUGCACCGAGCUGGAGAAUGAGCGAGACCAACAGUCCCAGCUCACCACCUUGCUGAAGGAGAGUGAGAAAGCCAUGUGGCACACCGAGAUCCAGAAGGGGCAGUUUGAAGACAUUCGGAAGGGUGCCCAAAGGGAGGCAGAGGCUGCCAGGAAGUGCCUCCAAGUGAAGGCAGCUGAGCAGCUUCAUAACGAGAAGGAGGCAGUGGGAAAGAUGGAAAGAAACCGGCUGCUGAGGAUCCGGAAGACCAUUCACCUCCAGAAGGAGUUCGGGCUCCGGCACCAGAAGCUGGUGGAAGAUGCCCAAAAGAACCACCGGGUUGCUGUCAAGUUCCUGAAGGCCUCCCUGGGCAGAAUUCGAGAGCAAGAGAAGAUGGAGGAACUAGAGUCUCGUGAGCAUAUGAGGAGGCGCAUGGAUGCAGUUUUGGCAUUAAAGAACAAUAUCACUGCAAACCGGGAGACGCUCAGGAAAUUCCGGGCCUGGGGCCGGGCCAAGGCUGAGCUGGCCAAGCAGAAGGCACAGGCCGAGAAGGAAGCUAUCCUGGCUCAAGGUGGGGAUGCCUUCAGGCAGCUCUUCCACCACCGUAGACGCCAAGAACUGGAGGCCCAACAACGUGCCUUUGAGGAGGAGCAGAAGCUCAAGAAGUAUGAGAUUGUGAGUCGGAUUCUGAAAGAAGAAGCUGAGGAAGAGAAUAGGAGGAAGAAGCAGCCUCUUCCCACCAAAACCUUGGAGCGCGUCACACUGAGGGACAAGACCUGGAGCUACCUCAGUGAAGUCAGCAGAGGGAUGACUACAGGGGCCAUGCCCUCUUGCAUACCAAGAACAGAAGCUUCCUCUGACUCCUCUCCUCCUGCUUGCUCCAUGACAGCCACAGGGUUGUGGAAGACAGGCAGCACCCUACUGCCCGAUGACCCUCAGCUAAUAAAAGUCAUAUCCAGUGAGUCCGUACAGAGUGAACUCGGGACUGUAAACCCAGAAGACGAAACAGUGGCUGAGCUGGAAAUCUCUGGGCUCUGGGAUGAUGACUGUAAACAGUGUCAGGUGCCUACAGAGGACAUGGACCAGAAGCCCUUGGGCGGGACAAAGAUGGACAAAGACAUCCUGGCCCGCACCCUCCAGCGACUGCGCAGUGGACUGAUCCACAAGCAGGUGGCCUCAGGAAGGGAGUUCAAAGGUCGCCCUUUCAACAGCAAGCCCGAACUCAUCCACUUCAAGGACUUUGAUAUUGGCAAAGUAUACAAGAAGAAGAUCACUCUGGUCAAUGCCACCUACACAAUCAACUACUGCAAGCUGGUGGGCGUGGAGGAGCACCUGCGGGACUUCAUCCACAUCGACUUUGACCCCCCUGGCCCAAUGUCAGCCGGCAUGUCCUGUGAAAUGCUUGUCACCUUCAAGCCCAUGAUCAACAAGGACAUGGAAGGCAGUGUCUCAUUUCUGGCUCAGACGGGUGCAUUUUCUAUCCCGCUGAAGUGUUCCACAAAGAAGUGCUCUUUGUCCUUGGACAAAGAGCUAAUUGACUUCGGCAGCUAUGUGGUGGGCGAGACAACAUCACGGGUCAUCACACUGUCCAAUAUCGGCGGCUUAGGCACCAGAUUCAAGUUUCUUCGUGCAUCAGAGCCCUGCGACAUGGGCUCCCACCUGAUUCUGAAAACAAGCAACAUCUUCCCUUCUGAAGAAAGAGGCUUGUAUGAAAAACCCCUCCCCAGCUUCUCUGAGCAGCUUGUGGAGGGCAACGAGUCCUCUAUCCUGGAGGUGUUAAGCCAGAAGGAGUCUGGGAAGCAGUACAGCAAGGAUGAUGAGGACAGGCAGACUGGAGAUGGAGAGGUGCCUGGCCCCACCGUUUUGACAGUGCCUGUUGAAGAGGAAAAAGCAGAGAUCUCACUGGGAGAGAUAACAGAGGGUGAGGUCGCCCCCUUCUCCUCCAUCAAAGUGCCCAUCAUAUUCACGCCCAUCACCCCAGGAUCAGUCCACACCAGGUUCAAGGUGGUGUUUAAGAACCAGCAGUGCCCAACACUGUAUUUUGGUGCCACUGGCGUCGCUAUUGAUGUGCCAGUCUGGGUGCCAAAGCCCAACGUGGACCUCAAGAUCUGCAUGUAUGAUCGCCUGUACCAGGACUCCAUCCUUGUCCACACACGGUCAAAAGUGGCUCUGCGCCUGAAGCUGGAAGUGUGCAAGGAGCUCAGAGACCACAUCGAGCUCUUGCCGGAGACAGGCUACAUCCAGGCCCUGUCGUCCUAUUCUGUGCAGCUCAAGUUCAAGCCUCGACACUCCCUCCCAGAGGAUGCUGGGAAGUACUUCGACAAGGAAACCCGGGUUCUGGAGGCACCAAUGACAAUCCGGGUGGCUGACCAGAUCAAGCCACUGGAGUUUAUGGUCCAUGCUGUGGUCACAACCUCCGACCUAGAGUUCCGGCCCUCAGUGGUAGACUUCAGCUUCUGCACCAUAUACGAGGCCAUCCGCGCCCGAGUCAACCUCUACAACCAUUCCCUCCUGCCCCAGGAGUUUGGGUUCAUCGGGGUGCCCAAGUUUGUGGACAUCCAGCCCAAUGACGGGUUUGGGACAAUCCUGCCCCUGGAGACUCUGCUGCUAGAUGUGAUCUUCCAGCCCACCAAGGCCAAGGAGUACAACUUUGAGCUCAUCUGCAAAUCAGAGAUCAACCGGUGCUUCAAACUGACAUGCCGAGCAGUGGGUGUCCACCCACCCUUGGAGCUGUCCCACUAUCAGAUCAAGUUUGCAGCCACCUCCCUGUACGAUGUGUCCGUGACCAGCCUGUACGUCAUCAACUCUCACCUGAGCAUGAACUCACUGACCCACUCCGUACCCCGAAUCGGCUCCGGGGACACAUUCCCCGUGGGACCCACCUCCUUCGAGUUCCUGCUGCCCCCGGACUCGCCCAUCACCAUCUCCCCCUUGGUGGGGACUGUGCUGCCUGGAAAGAGGUGCCUGGUCCAGGUGGCCUUCCAGCCAGUGCUGUCUAGUGAGGUCAUCCGCCAGGAAGCAGGCCAGACCCUCACCAAGGAUGUUGAAGUCAGAGGGUCCCGCAGGGACACAACCACCCAGAGGAAGGACAUUCGCAGGCAAUCCACCUCCGUGCAGCGCCUGCCACCCCGAGACAGAGUGUCCCAGGUCUCCACCUCCUACCCGUUGGAUCUACAAAUGCAGGAGCUCAAGUGCAGUUCUGAAGAGUUCCUGGCCACACAAGCCAUCCUGAUCAGAUCUUUCCAGGGCAAGUUCCACAAGUUUGUUGUCCCCUGUGUGGUUGCCAGCGGUGACAUCAAAGACAGGAAGGGCAAGGAAUCCCUAAGCUUCAGGUGGGGUGCCCUGCCCGGCACGGUCUGCCAAACCAUCAUUGUUCUCCUCAACCACAACCCAGUUGGGGGUGGGGGAGGUCUGUGGAGCCUAGAGCAGGUGGCUGCCCCUGCACUCUGCAUGCCCUGCUCUGCCCCCAGCCCCCACAACACCCUGUACCUGGAGCUGUGGUGCCCAUCAGUGGCACCAUCCAUCAUAGUCACAUCCAACAAGGGCAAGACCUUCUCCAACUUUGGUGACAUUGCUGUGGGACACCAUGGCCUGCAGAAGAUCACCAUCCAGAACAUCUCUUCCGAGGACCUGACUCUACAGUUCUCCCUGCUGAACCCUGACGGCCCCUUUCUCCUGCUCAACCCCAUCCACAAGCUGCCUGCAGGUGAGAGCCACGUGCUGGCUCUGACCUUCUCCCCGCAGGACAGCAUGCAGGCCCACGAGACACUGGACAUCAUUACUAGGAGGGGCACACUCACCCUGACGCUGGUGGGCACCGGUGUGGCCUCCAUGAUCACCUGCUCCAUCGAGGGGGACAUUCUAAACAUGGGCUACGUGAUCGCCAGGGAGUCUGUCUCUUCCAGCUUCAGGCUGCAGAACAACUCAUCGCUGCCCAUCAAGUUCUCCAUGCAGCUGGACAGCCUGGCGGGCGCCCGGGCAGAGACCCAGCAGCAGCUGCCGCGCUUCCUCACCUCGCCCGCACAGAGGACAGAGGUCGUAGGCACACAGAACCUCAGCGGCCUGAGCGUGUUUAGCGUGGUGCCGGUGGAGGGCGUACUGGAGCCUGGCAAGGCACAGGAUUUCACCGUAACCUUCAGCCCAGACCACGAGAGCCUCUACUUUUCUGACCGGCUGAAGGUUGUGCUCUUCGAGAAGAAAAUUUCCCACCGGAUUCUGCUGAAGGGUGCUGCCCGUGAGCACAUGAUGUUUGUGGAAGGUGGAGACCCAUUGGAUGUGCCCGUGGAGUCACUGGCAGUGAUCACGGCCUUAGACACUGAGCGCAGGGAGGAAGCUGAGGAGCUAAAGCCCAUCCUGGUAACACUGGACUAUGUCCAGUUUGAUGGGGACAUGCCAGCCCCACCAGCCACUCGAGAGUUGCAGGUGGGCUGCAUCCGAACCACACAGUCUUCCCCCAAGAAGACGGUGGAAUUCAGCCUGGACAGCCUCUCAGUGCUGCAGCACAAAGGCUUUUCCAUUGAACCUGCCCGUGGCUCUGUGGAGCGCGGCCAGACCAGAGCCAUCAGCAUCUCCUGGGUGCCACCAGCAGACUUUGACCCAGACCACCCGCUCAUUGCCUCAGCCCUGCUGCAACUCAGGGGGGACGUGAAGGAGACUUACAAGGUCCUGUUUGUGGCCCAGGUUGUAACCAGCUACUGAGGCCCCAGAGGGGGUCUCCCCAGUGAUCCCCUCGGGCUCUCCUGUCCACCUCAAGGCCCUCUCUGAGUCUUCCACAGUCCUGCUGGAUGCUUCACCUGGGCACCUUCUGCAGGGCCCCUGACACCAUACCCCUCAGUGCUCCUGAUGCAGCUGCUUCUAGCUGCCCUGGACCCAGACAGCCCCAUUCUAGAGCACCUGUUCCUGGCCCUCAACACCCAGAACCAGCGGUGAAGACAAUCCCAUCCCCCACCCCAUCCCCCCUCCUGAACCCACCAGCACCCACCCAACCUUCUGAGGCCUGGGGGAGAGCCUCCCCACCUGCCAAUAAACACUGAAUGUUUGUCUCCAGGCCUGUGAUGUGACCUUAGGGUUGUAAAUCUGUUGUGGGGAGCACAGGCAAGAUGGUGACUAAGCACUGGGGAGGUAGCUCCCCAUCCCACACCCAAACAAUCCACCCAUUAAACAAUUGCCUCUGCUGGGAACACUUAGGAAGACUAAGAUGGUCAGAAAGGGGGGUGCCUGGAACAAGGCAAAGUACUGGGGUGCUGGGGGACAGGGCUGAAGACUUGCCCACGUCCUGAGAAGUCCACUAAGGAGGAUUCAAACACGAGAGCCUUUAGGCCUCCCUGGACCCCCAAGUUCCUCAUGACCCCAAGCAAAGGUGAGCAGGUUGCGGAGCUAACCCUGCCAUGCAGACCUCCCUCCUGAGCCCUGCCUACCCUAGAGUCUGAGCCUGAGCUCCACCUGCUGGGCCCUACUGGUACAGGAGAUGUUGUAGUGAGCUCUUAUUGGUAUCACCCCAGCCCUGGCUUAUGGGGAAAAACUGGUUGGACACAGCCCUGCCUGCCGCCACCACUACCAC